This is a messenger RNA of Rhinocladiella mackenziei CBS 650.93, 3747 nucleotides long. RefSeq lists its product as uncharacterized. Gene Ontology annotation, biological process: carbohydrate metabolic process. Bases 1 to 3747 code for a protein of 1248 amino acids. The transcript has a single exon. Gene Ontology annotation, molecular function: phosphopantetheine binding; kinase activity. The record is from RefSeq and is a predicted model, not a curated record. Lineage: Eukaryota; Fungi; Ascomycota; Eurotiomycetes; Chaetothyriales; Herpotrichiellaceae.
AUGACGUUCUCAAAAGUGAUCUCCCCGACCCCUAUCUCCAAGGUCACGUCUAUCGCGUCGACUACAUUACAACUACGUACGCCACCGCUGUCGCCACCAAUACCAAAGCCACGGACCAUUUCGGAGCUGAUGUCGUUAAGUGCCAGAGAACUUCCUAACGAGCCGAUCCUAGGAUAUCCGUCUCAUGAACUUGAUUAUGUCGAAUAUACAUUUUCAGACCUGGAAUUGUUUUCUUCCCGAGCAGCGCGAAUAUAUUCCCAGAAAAUUCCUGUUCGGACUGUAUCAGAGCAGGAUGCACGCGUUGUGGCACUGCUGGGUCCGUCCAACCUUGACUAUGUCAUUACUACUCUGGCCUUGACGAGGCUGGGAUUUACUGUUCUCUUCUUGUCUACCAGAAUAUCUGAAGCAGCGUAUCUGUCAUUAUUAGACUCCACGAGAUGUCGGCAUAUUGUAGUUCAUCCAUCGUAUCAUAAAGCCACUUCAUCUUUGCAGUCAUCUUUACCGGAUUUGACCGUCAUCGACAUCAGCAACAAGGAAGAGUACAUCAUUGAGCAGGCGGGACCAGAAGAGCUUGGACUGGAGCAACAUCUUGACCUGGACAAGGAGACGACGAAAAUAUGCUGGAUCAUUCAUUCUUCCGGCUCUACGGGUCCUCCCAAACCAAUCUACCAAACUCACCAGGCCGCACUCCGAAACUAUGAGCAGAAUAUGAACAUGCGCGGCUUCAUCACACUGCCACUCUUCCAUGCUCACGGCCUUAGUAGCGUCUUCCGCGCAAUCACAUCGGUGAAGAAGAUCUACAUGUACAAUGCCAGCUUACCCCUCACGCGCCAGAACUUGCUGGGAAUAAUGGGACAACACCAGUUCGAGAUAUUCUACGGGGUGCCAUACGCACUCAAGCUCUUGAGCGAGACCCCAGAUGGGAUCGCUGCUCUGGCGGCCAUGAAAGUCGUCAUGUUUGGAGGAUCAGCUUGUCCAGACGCUUUGGGAGACCUGUUGACUGAUGGCGGUGUCAAUUUGAUUAGCCAUUAUGGGACAACGGAAACGGGUCAGCUCAUGACCUCGUUCCGGCCCUCGGGAGACAAGGCGUGGAAUUAUGUCCGAGUUCAUGAGAAAUUGGAAUCGUAUAUUCGGUGGGAAGAGAGAGGUGGCAAUCUAUUUGAGCUAGUUGUGUUGAAUGGGUGGCCAUCGAAAGUCGCGACGAAUCGAGAUGAUGGCUCGUACGCCACCAAAGAUCUAUUCGAGCCACAUCCAUCUAUCAAAGGAGCGUGGAAAUAUAGUGGUCGGUUGGAUGAUACAAUUGUGCUGAUGAACGGAGAAAAGGUCAUACCCAUCGCCAUGGAACAGUCGCUUCGUCAGAACAAGCUUGUUCAAGAAGCGGUCAUGUUUGGAACCGGGAAGAGUCAGGUAGGAAUGAUAAUCAUCUCUUCUGACCUGGCCGCACAUCUGGAGACACAUGAAUUCAUCGAGGCAAUUUGGCCAACGAUCGCGGCGGAGAACAAGAUUCUGCCUGCCUAUGCGCAGCUCGCAAGGGACAUGAUCAGGGUAUUGCCGCCUGCCACAGAAUAUCCAUCAACGGACAAAGGUACCAUGAUCCGACAAGCAGUCUACCGCAGAUUCCAGCAGGAUAUUGACGAAGUGUACCGACAAGCAGAGUCGAAAUCAGCCGGUACUCUUGUGCUCUCCGAACAGGAACUGCAAGAUUUCCUCCGAAAACAAAUUCGGGAACUUGCGCCAAAGGAAGACGCGGCAAACGUCACAGAUACCACUGACUUGUUCUCGCUGGGGAUAGACUCUCUGCAAUCGACGAGACUGCGUGCGAGGAUUAUGAAGGAGAUCCAGUUGAAUGGUAACUCUUUGCCACAGAACGUGGUCUUUGAAUAUCCGACCAUCGCGAAGUUAGCGGCGGCCAUCCUCGGCAUCCGUGACAGUAAGGCCGUGGACACGGGAGAUGUGAUCCAGGAAAUGGAAGACCUGGUUGCCAAAUACAGUGUCUUUCCUCGACAUAUUCCUGUCCCAAGGGCCUCAACGGAGACAUGCAUCAUCGUCACCGGUGCCACAGGGUCCCUCGGCGCGCACCUCGUUGCACAGCUGGUCCAAAGAGAUGAUAUUUCAGAAGUGUGCUGUCUCGUUCGAGCCAGCUCGGAAGCCGCCGCUCGACAACGCGUUAUCAAAUCAAUGCAAGACCGAGCGGUCUACCAUACUUUAUCCCUUGGAUUACGCCGCAAGAUAUCCUGUUAUCCCGCCAAUUUUUCGAAGCCAAAACUGGGCCUCGAUGACAAGCUCUAUGACAGCCUAUCAAUGAAAAUCAUUUCUCUCGUGCACUGUGCUUGGUCCGUCAACUUCAACAAGAGCCUUGCCAGCUUCGAGGCAGACUGUAUCGCAGGCAUGCGGAAUCUGAUGCUCCUCUGUCUAUCUGCCCGGCAACCCACUCCCGCCUCGUUCAAUUUCUGUUCCUCAGUGAGCGCUGUCGCCAGCACUCCAGACGAUCUUGUCGAAGAAGCAUUACCCGAAAGCUUCAAAUGCGCUCAAGGUAUGGGCUAUGCCCGAUCAAAGCUUGUGAGCGAGCAUUUAGUCACUCGAGCAGCCACUGAGACAGGAAUGUCAGCGCGAGUCCUUCGCAUCGGGCAGAUCAUCGCAGAUACCAAGCAUGGGAUCUGGAACGACACAGAAGCCAUUCCCCUGAUGCUGCAAACCGCCACGACAAUUGGAGCGCUCCCUGCUCUCGACGAAUUGCACCGUUGGCUACCCGUCGAUACUGUCGCAACUGCAGUGAUGGACAUUUCGCUGUGCUUUACAUCACAGCGGGUGUUUAAUAUUGUCAACCCACGCACUUUCCACUGGACAAACGAUCUGCUCCCCGCUUUGCGCGCAGCGGGUCUCUCGUUCGUCGAAGUCAGCCAGAGAGAAUGGAUUCGUCGGCUCCGUGUCUCCAAUCCAGACCCCGAAACUAAUCCCACGAUCAAACUUGUCGAGUUCUUCGCAAGUAAAUAUGACAACGACACAACCAAGCGGAGGAGCUUGAACUAUGUCACCACGACGGCAGAAGAUCUCUCAGCCGCACUUGGCAAGGUUCCCGCCCUGACAACAGAGUUAGUAUGCAAAUUCGUCAACAAGUUCCUGAAGACAAGUUGGGCGUCGAAAACUCCGGAUAUAUCGCUGCCACAGACCCGCCUCAUUGUUCUUUCAGGACCUUGUGGUGUGGGCAAGAGCACACUGGCCAGUUCCCUUGCCGAACCACUUUCCUGCCCGGUGAUUGAAGGCGACGAUAUCUACGACACAAUCACUAUUGCGAAAAUGGGCCAAGGGACCCCGCUUACCUCGUUGGAUCGACAGAUCUGGCUGGACCGGAUUAAAGUGCAGAUUCUAGACAGAACUAGAGCGAAGAAUCUCAUUCAACAGGAACAGCAAAACUCCACGAAACAGGCCCAGAAUAUCGUCUUAACUUGUUCCGCGUUGGCACGUCCACAUCGCAAUGCCCUGAGAGACAUCCUGGCUGAGGUUUCCUCGAGUUUGGGCUCAGGGGAAUCGAUCAGAACUGUCUUUGUUGUCCUGCAAGCGACGGAGGAGGAAUUAAUCGGACGAGUCUCAGCGAGAGAGGGCCAUAAUAUGAAGGUCGAUAUGGUAAAGAGUCAGCUGGAGGCUAUACAGCAGCUGGGCGUUGAGGAGGUGGAUGUUUUCCCUGUUGAUGCAGAGCAAGAAAUGGGAGAGAUCAUGCAGGAGGUUUUGAUUGGUUUGAAGGCGUGA